Messenger RNA from Setaria italica (foxtail millet), 1713 nucleotides. Its product is annotated as sigma intracellular receptor 2-like. Lineage: Eukaryota; Viridiplantae; Streptophyta; Magnoliopsida; Poales; Poaceae. The record is from RefSeq and is a predicted model, not a curated record. Gene Ontology annotation, cellular component: endoplasmic reticulum. The coding region runs from base 68 to 568 and encodes 166 amino acids. The transcript is spliced from 2 exons.
UCAAGAAGCAGAUCACCACCCUCUCCUACCCAUACCGAUCAGUCAACCCAGAUCGCAGCAGCCGGCGAUGGCCGUGGUUUCGUCGGCCGUGGACGUGGUGGUGGCGCUCUUCUCGCUGACCAUGGCCGUGGCGGCGCCGCUGUUCGACUCCCAGGUCGUCCUCCCGCCCGGCCUCUACCCGGCGCCGCUGGUGAGCAUCUUCCGGUGGUUCGUCGCCGAGUUCGACCACUACGUCGUGGCCGACCCGCCGCCAUUCUUCCGCGGCCUCGUCUGGCUCGACCUCGCCUUCCUCUGGCCGGUCAGCGUCGCCAACCUCUACGGCGUCCUCGCGCGUCGCCGCUGGUCCGCCGCCACCUCCCUCAUCGCCGGCGUCCACAUGCUCACCUACUUGUCCGCAAUGUUCGGGGAGAUGUUGGGCUCAGGGAGAGCAACACGGAAGCUGCUUGGGUUGUACGCUCUGUUCGUUGUUUUUGCUGUAGCUUCAGUUGUGCGUGGCCUCUGCUGGCGCUCAACACAAGCUACACCGGCAGGUUCGUCAGCUGCACAUCCGCCUAAGAAGAGGGUCUAGCCGUCUAGGCCUCUGGGACAGCCCUGGUAUAUCACACGUCAGGCCGUGUCCAACGGUCUGAGCUAGUAAGGGCGUGUUUGAAUUCUUAGAUUAAAAUUUAGUUUUUCUCACGUCGAAUGUUUGGAUGCUAAUUAAAAUGAUUAAGAAUGAGCUAAUUAUAAAACUAUGCAGAAGCCCAGGGCUAGUUCGCGAGAUGAAUCUAUUAAGCCUAAUUAAUUCAUCAUUAGCAAAUGGUUACUGUAGCACCACAUUGUCAAAUCAUGUAUUAAUUAGGCUUAAUAGAUUCGUCUUGCGAAUUAACCUCCAUCUGUGCAAUUAGUUUUAUAAUUAACCUAUAUUUAAUACUCCUAAUUAGUAUUAAACAUUCAAUGUGACAGGAGCCUAGUAUCUAAUAGCUUUAAUCCAGGCACAGUAGCACACAGUGACUCCAGAAGCGUGCGUGUGAGAGGGGGAGGCGUUGGAGAGUGUGCGAGACCGGCGCUUCGCAUGCGCUACGAUUUUUGCACUGUUUAUCGAGUAGAACAUUAUUUCCGGUAGCUCUAAGCCACCCGUUGGAGGAGGCCUUAGAAGGGAAGAGCUCUUCACUUGAAACUCGAAAAAUUGUACGUAGGAUUUAUUGUACACUUUCAUGAUAGUUCUGGACAAAUCAGUUAUUAUAUAUUUUCUCAGUGUUUCAACAAUUAUGGUGAACGAACAAGCAAAAACAUAAUUGAUUGCAAAGCGCUCAGUUCAAAUUGUCGUGGAUCUCUGCUCGGUUAUGUUCAGCAUUGCUCUACUUAGUGGUCCCUGUUUUCAAAAUUCAAACUCAAAAGCUGACCAUUUUGACCUAGCAGUCCUGAAUUUUUUUCCCUAGUUGUGCACUAACAAGAGAAGGAAAUGGUGAGCAGUGAAGUUGAUAAGGUAUAUUUGUUUAGGUGAAAAGGCACACGCCAUGUUGUUAUCUUCAAAAAUACAGAAACGAUUUUCAUUAUUUCCCCUGAAAUAAGAAAUUGCAACGAGAACAGCAAGCGAUCUGGUAAUGGACACUGCACGUGUUUCUGGAUCUGUGCCUCAAACAGUCUCAUCUUCUUCCCGGUGCCCAGGGGCCUGUUUUCCCAAAAUCCCAACUUUGAUACUAUGCAAAAGAAGAUUCACCAUCACAUCAA